CGCUCGUGUGCUGGGUGUGUGUGUGUGUGUAUGUUUGUGUGCCCUCAAAAGCCCGGAUACGGACGCUGGCACGGACCCGGAAACGAAACAAUACCGAGUAACGAGCACCGAACGGCAAAGUGAAACGAUUUAACCGGCCAGGCCAGCAAAAGACAAAAAAAAAAAAACACAGAAAAAAACAAAUUACAAAAAGGAAAUUCUGAUAUAUAAAUGAGGAAAAUGUGGAAAAGCAAGUGAUUGGGAUACACAAAAUGUGCGUGCCAAGAAAUUGAAAGGAACGCUAAAAGCGCAAAAGCAAAAAAAAACAAUAACAACACAAAAAAAGGAAGCAACAGCAACAAAAUUUCAAAUUAAAAACUUCAUCAGAUUCAAGUGAGAGAACAAAAUGGACAGCUCACCGGAUUUAUCGCUGAAAUUGCGACGCGGUUCCAGCGAUUCCCGUGAUAAUUUCUACAUGGAUUUCGCCCAGGGCAUCGAUUCGGAUAUCGAGGAGGUGGACAAUAAUGCCAUAGCAACAGCCGAUGUUAUUGAACCACUGCCGCCGCCAUUGCCCACAGUGAUGGGCCUGAGUGAUGAGGUGCUGAUGAUGGUUGCCGCUGGAGCCGGAGCACCGCCACCACCGCCACCAUCGUUAAUGGGUCAGCCGUUGCCGACACUAACCGAAACGGAGGACAUGCCCCCAACACCGACACCGCCGCCGCAGCAAUUAAGUCAGGAGGCGAACUCUCCGCCCUGUGGAUCGCCAAUAAAUUCGGUAUUAGAAUUGGAAUUGAUACCACCGCCGCCAUUAUCGCCCAUGGAUGAUGCUGGUCUGCGUACCGACAAUGAUGACGAUGAAGACGAUGAGGCGGAUGGUGUCGGUGUCGGUGUCGGUGUCGGUGCCGAUGCAGAUGCAGAUGAUGAUGCCGACGGCCAGGAAGAAAGGGAUUUGGAUAUUCCAGCUAUUAUACCACCACCACCACUUCCACUCCCAGUCGAGGAUGAGGGGGUAGAGGAGGAAGAGGCCAAUGAUGUUGAGGCCAGUGUUGAUGUUGAGGAUGACGUGGAGGCGGAUAAUGACGGCGAUGAUGACGAUGAUGAUGAUGAUGAUGAGGAGAAGUCGACUCCUCCGCCACCAUUGCCACCAUUGCCCAGCAAUCUGUCGUAUGUGCAGGGGAAUGUGACUCCACCAUUAACCAAAUCACCGUCUACCUCACCAUCACCGCCGGUAACACCGCCGCCGUGUCCCCAGUUGAAUAUCUCGCGCAUGGUCUCACCACCGGCCCAUCAUGUCAGUCAGAUACCACCAUUGACACCCUCAUCGGAGAGCGAGACAGAAUCCCAACCAAAUACACCGCCGAUGCUGGUUAGAUCGGAACCGCGAUCUCAACCUCAACCCGAGCAGGAAGAAGAGGACUUGGAGCAACAGGCUGAGCCGGAACUCAUGAGCGGCGGCCAAUCGCUGGACGCUGAAGAUGAGUCCACCACCAUAACGACACCACCAAGCAAUGGUUAUUCGGCUUCUUCGAUUAUUGCACCGCCGCCAGAGCAUUUCGCCGAGCUGGAUGAGGAUCAGUCGGGUCGUGGCUUCAUACCGCCACCGCCACUCGAAGAGCCCGAUCUGGAGCCCAUCAGCCGGGAGGAUGAGGACGAGGAAGAAGAGCUCACCAAAGUGGAAACCGACGAAUUGUCCGUGGACAAGGAGAUCUCACUGCAAGACGAGCCAGUUGUGGAUAGUUGUAUCAGUUCGCCCCGAGCUGCCAGCAUCGCUAGCGGUGGCAUUGGUGGUGCAAUUUCCACAAGUGCCGCUGGCUCGGCAUCGCCCAAGCCGGACAGUCGUGGUCCCAGUCGCUCCAAUAGUCAACGAUCGCAAGUUCCAUCUCGUUCGGUAUCCCGCUCUGGCUCUGUGGCAGCUCCCACUCCGCCACCAUCCGCCACAGCUCACGGUAAUGGAAUACUAUCUCCGCAGGCCUCACUCAAAUCCCAAACAUCACAGAAGUCACAGAAAUCGCAGAAGUCUCAGAAAUCCCAGAAAUCGCAGAAAUCUCUGAGUCCAGCGGCUUCGAUUAAAUCAGCCUCGCAGCGGGUUCAAAGUCCACCAGUGGGUGAGGGAGCCCCGGCCAUGCCCUCGCCGCCCCUGAUGCGUAGUCCACCGCCGGAAUUGGCCAAGUGUUCGCCAUUGUCGCCGCGACAAAUGCACAGUCCGCCAAGGAUCACCACACCGCCAAGAGUCUGCAGUCCACCGUUGGUCAGUAGUCCACCAAAAUUGGCAGAGACAGCAGCCGCAGCGGCAGCCGCCAAGGAGCAAUUCGGUAGCAGCAGCAGCAGCGAGUCACCGGUGGCCAUACUGAGCUACCAGGAUGAGCAGAAGCAACAAUUGCCCAGUGCCGCGGCCACCUCGGUGACUACGGUGGCCUCUGCGGUGGUCACCAAUCAGCCGCGUCCACAUUUCACCAGCAGCCAUCAUCAUUACCAUUUGCCGCAUCAGUUCCAGCAUCCCCAUCAUCAGAAUCAUCAUACCCACAGUGUGCGAGUGCCCACACCAACUGUGCCCAGCAGUUAUGCCCAGCAGCAGUCGGCUCCUCCCUCGGAUAAGGCAAUCUCAUUAGUGGCCGCUCCCACUCCGAUUCUACUCUCCACACAGGGCGUGGAGGCGGCGUCCGGCGGCAGUGCCGGCACUUCAAUAUCACCGGGACGUUCGUCGGCAAGGUCAGGAUCGCAGCAUCAUGUGACCAUUGAUGAGUCUAGUUUGCCCCACAAAAGUAAUCUCGAGAGCACUGGACCCUCUGGCAUCAUUAUUGGCUCUGGUGAUGGAGAUGGCGACAGGGAUAUUGGUGCCGGCGGAGGCGGCGGCGGCGGCGGGGGCGAUAGCGAUGAUGAUGACGAAGACAAUGGCCAGAGCUCAGGAUCGCCAUCAUCGCCCGGUAGUAGCUCACAUCAUCGUCAUCAGCUGAGUGCCAGUCAGGCGGAGGGCCAAUUGACGCUUAUGUAUCAUUCUCAUCAGUUGACCAACUAUCCCGUUAUGCCGGCCAUCAAACGCACCCAUCGACCAUCGUUUGUCUAUCCACCGAUGCCGCGCGUCAAGGCUGGCGAUGCUCUGGCCACUCUUUUCUCGGCUCUGUAUGGCAAAUUGCUGGUGGUUAUGGGUGUGGCUUUUCCCAUGGCCGAAGUUAUAUCAACAUAUAUACCGCCAUCGUUUUAUGAGGUCUACUAUCUUUAUUUGUAUAUUGGCAGCAUGAUCUUUUUAUUCUUCAUGUAUGCCACAUUACUGUGGGGAAGACCCAAGCUACCAGUUCCAAUUGCAACAUCGCCCAACAAAUCGACGGCCAAAGUGAGUGCCUCGGAUAGCCUGGAUGAAUCGGACACAUCGGAUAGCAAUUCGACUCAUCGUCGUCUACCGCCAGCCAUACAAGUGCGUCGCCCCUCGCUAUUGUCGCCCCUCGGCAGGCAGCAUCAUUAUGGCAGUUUCUAUUUGCGCAUGGGGGCAGUGGCUUUCGGCAUUGGCAGUAUGAUCUAUUCGGGUCUGGAGUUUGGGCAAUACUUUGAAUUAAAUCCGGAUACAAAAUGUCAUAAUGUUCUGUUGGCCCUAACACCAGCCACGCGCAUGGCCUUCAUAUUCAUUCAGAUGUACUUCAUAUUCCUCAAUAACGAACAGAUCAAGGUCUAUCGGUAUAAGAUCAUAGCCCGAUUUGGUCUGAUGCAUAUGAUUGGAACGAAUCUGGCCGUGUGGCUGAAUGUUCUCAUACAGGAGACAAAGCAUGAGAUAUUGACAUUCUACAAUCCAGAGAAUCGAACUCUAAGGAUAUCCCAUCGUAUACCCGGCCACUCCAGAGGACAUGCAAUAAUACCCCAACACACCGAUGCCACGGCCCAUCAUUUGAGCCGUGUGGUGCGCGGCUUGAAGGGACCAUAUCAGAUAUUCGAGUGCCGUCGCACGAACAUCAUUGGCACCCUCGUCCAGGACGCCUCGCCGUUUCUCUUCCCCUGCACCAUUGAGUACUCGUUGAUCUGUGCGGCCAUCUUGUAUGUGAUGUGGCGCAGCAUUUCGCGUCCACAGACACCUCAGACACCGCAGAGGCCAGACAUGAUUAGCUCGCCGAUGAAACGUUCGCCGCAUCACUACUCGGUGGACUGUGCUCGAGCCCACAAGGGCCUGUUUGUGGGCAUCUUGAUAUUGGUGCUAACGAUUAUCUCGCUGAUCAUAUUCUUUGUGCUAAUCUCACGGCCCGAAUUCGUGGCCAUGGCCGUCACUGAGGUGACAAUCUGUGAGCUACUGAUCUACGGAACGGCCACAAUCGCCACCUUGCUGGGCAUGAUACAGAUACGGCAUUUGCAGUACGAUGCCUAUCGCAGUUUCUCGCUGGAUGACAUCUUGUUGGUUGGCGCACAGACUGGCUCCUUCUUGUAUAACAUCUUCACAGUGAUUGCCGGGCACUUCACAUUGCGCAGUGACGACAUGUUGGUGCCCAUCAAUGCGUUGGCCUCCAUUGUGCAGACAGCCUGCCAGACGAUGUUCAUAUUGGAUGCCAGCCGACGGCAGGCUGUUAGCCCCGAGCAUAUACGAAAGAAGCCUGGCCGAGAGAUUGUCACCUUCAUGUUGGUGGUCAAUCUGGCAAUGUGGGCGAUCAGCACAUUGGAGAAGUCUCGAGCCGAAUCGCAUCCCAUACAAUUGAAUUUCUAUGGCCUGUGGGCAUGGACAAUAAUCACACAUGUCUCGAUGCCAUUGGCCAUAUUCUAUCGUUUCCAUUCGACGGUCUGCCUGUGCGAGAUCUGGAAACGGGCAUACAAACUGAAGCCCACAUAUAUGUGAGAAUUCGCCCGCUCGCGCAUUCAGAGUAUUGCGCAGCAGCAACAAUUCUGUGAGGAUCUCAAAACGAAUCUAUCCUAUUGCUAUUGCUCGACAACUUUAGCUGGCGGAGAAUUGGAAACUGUCGAGGAAGUGGACAGCGGUGGUGGCAAUUCAGCCGAAACUACAGAUCAAACAGAUGAUGCUAAUCAACAAGGUGGUGUACACAAAUUGCAAAGUGAAAGUGAACAGGGCGGCGACAGCGUGAAUCCAGCAGCAGCAGCUGGAACAUUAAGGCCACCAGUCCGAGCGCUGUCGCCGCAGAGCCUUAAUACGGAGAAGGCCUUCUGUCCGGUCUAUGUCAUCAAUGGUGAAUGAGUUUACGCUCACUUUGAGUUCAUUGAUGCCCUCAGUGGGCAUGAGCUCAGUUUUGUCUAAAGAAAGAUUUCAAAUGGUCACUCAUCUCUCUCGCUGUCUCUAUGUCUCUCUGUGUCCACUCACCCACCUCGAAUCAAAAGGCCAACCACCAAGUUCGAUUUAACCACCCCACCACCACCAUAACCAUCCAUUCUAUACAUUCACUUUGGCGCGAUUCUCCUUCUCCAGCAUAACAUAUCCUUAAGGUUACAUUCUUUGGGAGAAGGUGGACCAAAAAAAAUUAAACAAAAAGUUAUUUGCAAAAAAAUGGAUGGAGGGCGUGGGUCAAAGGCGGGGCAAAAGAGCGCUACAAACACACACACACAUAAUUCAUAAUCUUAAUAAUCAAGCAAUUAACAAAAAAAAAAAUUAUUGGCAAUAGUUGUAGAAGAUUUAAAUGCCGCCUCCGCCUUUGAUCCAUCCAUAUCCCUUCUCUCAUUAAAAGUUAGUUCCGUGUUAAUACAGCAAUACUCCAAAAUAUGAUAUACAUACACACACACACACACACACAUACAUAUAUAUAUACAUACGUGUAAUAGAACUGUGAACUAAGACGUUAUAUACAAUGUUAAAGAGAUAACAUAUAGAUUAGAAUGAACUUUUCGAAACAUAUUUCCAAAUUGCAACUAAUAAUCGAAGAGAUGAGAAAGCAAAUACUAAUUGAACAGACUGUCUUUCAGCAAUAAAACACUGAAUCGACCGGAUAUACAUAUGUAUAUAUAUAUAUAUAUCUACAUAUGUGUAUAUAGACAGACUGAUUUGCAUGUGUUCAAGGAAAGAAAAUGCGAAAAUCGAGUUGUGAACUGUCACAUGCAAAACAUUUAUAUAUACCAAGAUAAAGAUUUAGUAAUCAAACACUUACUACAGUUAUCAUAUAGAAUGAUAUACAACACGACAAGAUUAACAACAACAACAAGAUGAAUAAUGAAAAUCAAAAACCAAAGCAAAG
Molecule: messenger RNA, 6131 nt
Organism: Drosophila willistoni
Lineage: Eukaryota; Metazoa; Arthropoda; Insecta; Diptera; Drosophilidae
Gene: OtopLc
Product: proton channel OtopLc
Exons: 7
Biological process (GO): proton transmembrane transport
Cellular component (GO): membrane
Molecular function (GO): proton channel activity
Source: RefSeq, a predicted model, not a curated record